UUCCUGUGGGUGUUCCAGCCUUUCUGGUCCUGUCACCGCACUUGUCUUUUUGACUUUAUCAGCGAGUUUGUCUACGUCGACAGAACACAGAUCGUCCUGUUUCCAGUGCGGGAGACCAGGUGUGGAUACCUACACACAGGGUAUGCACAAAAGUCACUGAGAGGUCCAAGUCUGAGAUACACAAAUGGAAAAUAAUUUCAUCUUUGGGGAGGGCAGUGACAUGUCAUAUGAAGACAAUGACUCGGCCUUCCCCUUUCCAGUUGGACUGACUUCACCAGGCGACUAUGAGUUGGAGAGAAGAAAGGGGAAAGAUGAGGAAGAGAUCCAGCCAGAAGCUUUUUUUAAUGUCAACACCAAUGCCACCACAAGAGGGGAUGCACAAGCGUACGUGGAGCUGAAUGAGCUCCAGGACAACACCUGGCAGGAGACAGGACGCUGGUUGGGCUACGAGGAGAACUGCAACCCUGCCACGGGAAAGUGGGGUCCGUCUCAUAUUUCCUACCUCAGUUUCAAGGGUCUGAUCCAGCUUCGUAAGACAAUGACUACAGGAGCUUUCAUCAUGGACCUGAAUGCCACCAGCCUGGCUGCUGUGGCUGAGAGGGUGGCUGAUGAACUCAUGUACAAGAAUGAGAUCCGCAGCAGUGAUCGUGACGGACUUCUGAGGGCCCUUCUCAUGAGACGCAGUCAGUCUGGGGGACCUGUGGUCACUUCCUCUGGAGAUAUUGAGAUGCAAACAUUUUCUGUGACCAAGAAGAGGGACAUCUCUGACAACCUAGAGGCCUCAGUUGUUCUGUCAGGUGUCCUGGACUUCCUGGAAAAACCAGUAGUUGCUUUUGUCCGACUGAACGACUCUGUGGUGAUGGAGUCAACUCUGGAGAGUCCUGUCCCCGUCCGCUUCGUGUUUGUCUUUGUGGGUCCCGCCCAGAGUGGAAUAGACUUCAGCGAGUGUGGACGUGCCAUGGGCGCUCUAAUGGGUGACUGGGUGUUCUGUCUGGAGGCCUUUUUGGCGCAGACCGAAAAAGACCUGACCAACGCCAUCAGUGACUUCAUGGACUGCAGCAUCGUGAUUCCUCCCACCGAGAUCCAAGAUACAGCAAUGCUGGAACCGGUCAUCAAUUUCCAAAAGAAGAUGCUGCGUGACAGAGUUCGCCCCUGUGACACACGACUUGCAUUUGGCGAUAGGCUCAAAGUUGACAAACCACCAGAGGCGCCCAGGGAAGACCCUCUGGCCCGUACCGGCUAUCCUUUUGGUGGGAUGAUUAAAGACAUUAAGCGACGUUACCGCUACUACAUCAGCGACUACACAGAUGCUCUGAACCCUCAGGUCCUUGCAGCAGUCAUCUUCAUCUACUUUGCUGCACUUUCUCCUGCCGUUACCUUUGGAGGACUUCUUGCUGACAAAACGGAGAAGAUGAUGGGCGUGUCUGAGCUUUUGAUCUCCACCAGUGUCCAGGGAAUCAUCUUCUGUAUCUUCGCCGCACAGCCUGUCCUUGUCAUUGGUUUCUCUGGACCGUUGCUUGUGUUUGAGGAAGCUUUUUAUGUUUUCUGCAAAUCCCAGGGCUUUGAGUACAUUGUGGGACGUUUCUGGGUUGGUAUGUGGCUGAUAGUGAUCGUGUUCAUCGUCGUGGCAGUGGAAGGCAGCUUCCUGGUCCGAUAUAUCUCGCGUUUCACCCAGGAAAUCUUCUCCAUCCUUAUUUCUCUCAUUUUCAUCUAUGAGACCUUCAAUAAGCUUGUCAAGAUCUUCAAAGCCCACCCACUGAUUCUAAACUAUAAGCAACUUAAUGGAAGUGAUUUCACCAUCACAACUACUGUUGUAAAUGGCACUGAGGUGAAAAAUAACGUUGCAUUCCCCAACACUGCCCUGCUGUCAAUGUGCCUGAUGUUUGGUUGCUUUGGCAUUGCAUUGUUCCUUCGUGGGUUUAAGAAAGGUCCUUACCUCCCAGGCGUGCUCCGACGUUUGAUCGGAGAUUUUGGUGUCCCUAUUGCUAUCUUUGUCAUGGUUUUGGUUGAUUUGCAAAUCGAGGAUACUUACACUCAGAAACUGGCUGUGCCAAAUGGUAUUCAAGUGUCCAACCCCGAUGCCAGAGGCUGGUUGAUCAACCCCUUAGGAAAUUCCUUCCCUCCAUGGAUGAUGGCUGCCAGCUUCGUACCUGCACUGCUUGUUUUCAUCCUCAUCUUCCUUGAAUCUCAGAUUACUACCUUGAUUGUGAGCAAACCUGAGAGAAAGAUGAUGAAAGGAUCUGGCUUCCAUUUUGAUCUGCUCCUCCUGGUCGUCAUGGGCGGCAUCGCCUCCAUUUUUGGCAUGCCUUGGCUGAGUGCUGCCACGGUGCGAUCGGUUACCCAUGCCAACGCCCUAACUGUCAUGUCCAAAGGCCCAAAAGCAGAGAUUGAGAAGGUUCAUGAGCAAAGAGUCAGUGGCAUCCUUGUGGCCAUCUUGGUUGGCGUUUCUAUUUACAUGGAGCCACUCUUGAAGAAGAUUCCUAUGGCAGCAUUGUUUGGCAUCUUUCUCUACAUGGGUGUCACAUCACUGAACGGAAUCCAGAUGUGGGACAGGAUGCUUCUCCUGAUUACACCAAAGAAGUAUCAUCCGUCUGAGGCCUAUGCAACCAGGGUAAAGACAAUGCGGAUGCAUUUGUUCACUGUGAUUCAGCUUGUGUGCCUGGCUGUCCUGUGGGCAGUGAAGAUGAGUCCAGCCUCUCUGGCUUUGCCAUUUAUUCUCAUUCUCACCGUCCCUCUGCGCAUGAUAAUGACUGGCAGGCUGUUCUCUGUCAUGGAGAUGAAAUGUCUGGAUGCGGAUGAUGCCAAAGUGACAUUUGAGGAGGAACCUGGAGUGGAUGUGUACGAUGAGUCUCCACUGCCUUAAAUUACAACACUAUUUAACCAAUAACAACUCAGAGACUUUUGAGAAAAAUAUUUUUUUCAGUUGUCUUUGAAAACAAGUACAUACAACUAGUUCCCAUUUCAAACUGUUCCAUUAUCAAUAUUAUUCUUUAAAGGAAGUAACCUCUCUUUUCCAGAAAUUAUUUCUAUAUGUUCUACAAGUAUGCCCUUAAUAGGAAAAUAUAUAAAAAUAAAUGUUAUAUGAUCAAAGAUUAACUUUAUUGUUCCUUAUCUAGUUUUCAUAUUUGAUUUGAACAAUUUGAAAUGUAAUGGGAAUGUUUAAUUACCUGAGGUAUUUAUUUAUAUUUCUUUCUUUUUAAUGACUUCCAGCAGUUUAAAAUAUCUCAAAAAUAAUUUCUGGUAUUUCUACAUUUAGAAUAGUCUGUGUUAAAACUCUCCAUACUAUGUCUACUAUUUCAGUUAAGCAAUGUGCAGUACACAUGUUGUUGACAUGUCACAGGACCAUCAGUCCUGUCUUUGCUCUUUUUAGUGACCUUUUCACUUAAUAUUGGUAACCAUGCUUUAAGAGGUGUUAUGCAAGUUUGCAUUAAAUCAUAUAUUAUGUAGAAUUUGUUGAACUGCUUCUGUCCAGUUCACGUGACUUGUUUGCAAUGUGAAUAUAAAUAUGUGUGAUGCACUUAGGUUUGAUUUUAAAUGCUUUACUAAGAAGGGAUUGGUGAGGAUGUGUGAAAAUAAUAGUAGAUAGACUUUAUCUAAGCCAUUUGUGUUCCCCAACAUUUGUUUGUGUGCUUGAAACACUGUACACCCUUUACAUUUAAAUUGUAUUAAAACUCAGUCAAACACAGAAUUGACUACAUGACUACUAAAAAAAAA
Molecule: messenger RNA, 3714 nt
Organism: Cynoglossus semilaevis (tongue sole)
Lineage: Eukaryota; Metazoa; Chordata; Actinopteri; Pleuronectiformes; Cynoglossidae
Gene: slc4a1a
Product: solute carrier family 4 member 1a (Diego blood group)
Exons: 21
Coding region: 185-2863 (892 amino acids)
Biological process (GO): monoatomic anion transport; transmembrane transport; bicarbonate transport
Cellular component (GO): plasma membrane; basolateral plasma membrane
Molecular function (GO): monoatomic anion transmembrane transporter activity; bicarbonate transmembrane transporter activity; solute:inorganic anion antiporter activity
Source: RefSeq, a predicted model, not a curated record